AUGUCAGUUGUUCAUGCUAACAAUACACGAGAAUACCCCUUCAAGUUUGAGCCCUUCCUCAGACAGGAAUACUCAUUUGGCUUAGAUCCAGAUCGUCCAACAUGUCCCGAUUUUGAUUACUCGGUGGGUGUAUCAUCUUGUCCCCGGGGUAAUUUAUGUCCCAUGAAACACAAUUUGGGGAUAUUCCAAAACAAGAUUGUCUGUAAGCAUUGGCUACGAGGGCUAUGUAAGAAGAACGAUCAAUGUGAGUUCUUGCACGAGUAUAAUUUGAGAAAGAUGCCUGAAUGUGUAUUCUUCAGCAAGAACGGGUAUUGUACUCAAGGUGCAGAAUGCCCCUACUUACACAUCGACCCGCAGAGCAAGAUCCCCAACUGUGAGGAUUACGAUCUGGGGUUCUGUCCAUUGGGACAGGAGUGCAAGAGGAAACACAUCAAGAAGACGUUGUGUCAACGGUACAUCAACGGGUUCUGCCCGCUGGGGCCCGAGUGUGAGCAGACGCAUGUGUCGUUCGACGUGAACGUGUUUGGGGUCAUAGAGGACCUGGACCACUACCGGAUCAAGAGGGACGACGAGAUCAACACCAAGAAGAUGGAUGAAGAGAAGGAGAGAAGAUUGAACGCUAUUAUCAAUGGGGAGAUCGACACGUAG
This is a messenger RNA of Naumovozyma castellii, 648 nucleotides long. RefSeq names its product cleavage polyadenylation factor RNA-binding subunit YTH1 (gene YTH1). NCBI's taxonomy places the organism in Eukaryota, Fungi, Ascomycota, Saccharomycetes, Saccharomycetales, Saccharomycetaceae. Bases 1 to 648 code for a protein of 215 amino acids. The transcript has a single exon. The record is from RefSeq and is a predicted model, not a curated record.